This is a messenger RNA of Fusarium keratoplasticum, 2127 nucleotides long. RefSeq names its product G domain-containing protein. The coding region runs from base 1 to 2127 and encodes 708 amino acids. Gene Ontology annotation, molecular function: protein binding; GTP binding. Lineage: Eukaryota; Fungi; Ascomycota; Sordariomycetes; Hypocreales; Nectriaceae. The transcript has 3 exons. The record is from RefSeq and is a predicted model, not a curated record.
AUGGCGGGAGAAACAAGGGACGUUUGGGUUGCUCUUAUGGGCGUUACUGGCUCUGGGAAAAGCACAUUUAUUUCCCAUUGCACUGGCCAGAAAGCCACUGUCGGAAAUGGCCUCCAGUCCUGUACACGCAAUGUUGAGGUCUACAGCUUCACCUACCGACCCGGACUCACGGUUCAUUUGGUUGACACUCCAGGCUUUGACGACACCAACAGGCAAGAUGGUGCUGUCCUCGGAGAGAUCUCAGGAUGGCUCAGCAAGACCUACACCGAGCAGAUCUACCUCAGCGGCAUCCUUUACUUUCAUCGCAUCAGCGACAUCCGGAUGCAGGGCACAGGAAAAAUGAACAUGUGGCUCCUCCGGAAGCUCUGUGGCCGCGGGGCGGUGAACAAGGUCGUUCUUACUACCACCAUGUGGGAGUUGGUCGAAGAGAGCACGGCCGAGCAGAGACUGAAAGAAUUGGAGGAGACGGAGGAGUUUUGGGGAUACAUGAAGAAAAAUGGCGCAGGAGUCCAUCGACACUACAACAACAAAGAGUCGGCACUGAAUGUCCUUAGCCGGUUCGUGCCCCAGGAGCUCAAUGUUGAGCCUGAAGUUAUAAAGCUGGCUAUACAGACUGAGCUGGCUGACGAUCACAAAACUCUUGACCAAACCGGUGCAGGAAAGAUGCUCAACGCGGAAUGGGCUCAAGAGAAGGAGUCUCUUGAGAAUGAGCUUGUUCAAGUCCGUGAAGCCAUCAAGACGGCGACUCAGGAGCGAGACAUGACCAUGGCCAAGCUUCUACAAGAACAACAAGAGGAGAUGAAGCAAUCCGUCGAGAGGAUGCGCAUCGAGCAGGAGAAGCUUAGGGUCACGAUGGAACAGUUGCAUGCUGAGCGACUGGCCAAGAUGAGGGAGAUGCUGGAGCAACAGAGAGACGCUACCGAGUCUCUGAAUGCAGACUUGCGGGAGAAGGAGAGGCAGCGACAACAAGAGCAGAAGCGCCACGAGGAGGAGAAGCUCCGAAACAAGAAACUGGCAGCUGAACAGCAGAAGACUAUUCGUGGUUUGACGGCGAAGCUGAGCCCGGCGCAAUCUCCCAGUGCUGCUGAGCCACCUCCAUGGACUCCUCCGGCAUCUGAAGCACAUAAACCAGCAGGAACAAGCAGGUAUUUUGAACAUACCCACAGCCAGGAUACGGUCUUCAGCCCUCACUGGACGCUCGACUUUACUCCUGACGGGAAGAAGCUGAUCGCUGGCCACAAUCAGAAAAUGAUCUCGAUUUUCAGCCGCAACGACCAAGGUCAAUACCACAUCACACAAGAGUUCAAAUGCUGGAGCACGAGCAAGUGGAAACGAAAGAAGUAUAGCCGAAUCGCCGUCACCAUGAGGCCAGACGGCCGGACCUUUGCCACAUCCGCCGACAACCGACGUAUCCAAAUUUACGAGUUGGAUGGCUCGGGAAUGUUUCGUCAGAUACAAAAGCUUGAUCAGAAGGCUAUGAUGAUGGCCUCGACGCCGGACGGCGAAUACCUAGUGUCGGUCACGAAUAUGUUUGACGGCAAGGUCCAGGUUUGGAAGGGGUUCAAUGCGCCUUUGACCAUGAGGUGCGUUGAAGAGAAAAUGGUGGAGGAUCUUGGGGGCAGUGUCGCCAAACAUAUGGUCUUGAGUUCAGAUGGGCGCCUAGCUUUGGUGUUGAGCGACAAGGUCAUCUUGUGUGCCCUAGACAAGUCCACGGGAACUCUCACCGAAACACAAGUCCUACCUUCAGACUUGAGCACGAUCGAGGGACUGGCAUGGGCUCCAGAUGGCCGCACCCUCGCGUCCUCGGGGUCCAGAAAGGAGCACGUCGAGAUCUGGACCACGGGACACGACGGGCAAAUGCAGCGGGCGGCAAAACUCGACAUGCCCUUUGACUGGUGCAGACGCAUGUGUUUCUCGCCUGAUGGUAACUCCUUGGCCAUUGCGUAUGAAUUUCAGGGCUGGUGUAUGUGGAUGAGGGAUGAGCGGAGCCAUGAUGGAUGGACCAUGGUGUUGAACCGUCUAGCUGACCAGUCGGAUCCAAAAGCGAUGGCGUUUCACCCUGAUGGAAAGUCGAUCGUGCUUGCGUAUAUGAAGAGUCAGUUUAUCUGGAGUAUUGUGAGAAAAUGA